Messenger RNA from Chironomus riparius, 1572 nucleotides. Lineage: Eukaryota; Metazoa; Arthropoda; Insecta; Diptera; Chironomidae. The record is from the annotation of a GenBank genome assembly.
UCAGAAAUUGAAAGAGUGAAGAUGUGGUUCUGGGUUUUAUUGACAUUCUUAAUAUUUUUGUUUUAUUUCGCAAAUCAACAUUACUUUAGUUACUGGUCGAAAUGUAAAAUUCCAUUCAAGGAACCGACAUUUUUAUUCGGUGAAUUAUGGGAUAUGUUCGCGUCAAAAAAGAGUCAAGGACAAUAUUUCGCAAGUCUUUAUGAAAGAUUCAAGAACAAGAAAAUUAUCGGACUUUAUUUUUCAUAUCGCCCAGUUUUGCUUGUAUGUGAUCCAGAUUUAAUUCAGGAAGUGCUUAUUCGAGAUUUCACAAGUUUUCAUGAUCGAGGGUUUGGAUUUGAUGAACAAAUUGAUCCAUUAACUAGUAAUGUAUUCGGAUUAGCUGGUCAGAGAUGGAGAGACUUAAGAGUCAAAUUGUCACCAACUUUCACAUCAGGAAAGUUGAAGAUAAUGUACCCGACUAUAUAUAGUUGCGCUCAAGUCUUGCAAGAUUAUAUUGGAAAAGAAUUGAAAAGUGGAAAUGACAUUUUUGAUACUCACGAUCUACUAGGUCGUUUUACUACAAAUGUUAUCUCAUCAGUAGCUUUUGGAAUUGAAAAUGAUUGCCUUAAUGACCGUGAGAACAUUUUUAGAAAAAUGGGAAUGAAAAUAUUUGAUACAAAUUUUGCACAAGUUGCUAGAAAUUUUCUAACAACCUUUCUUCCAAAGUUGAUGAUAUUUCUUAAAAUAAAGAAUGUUUCUCAAGAGAUUGAAGACUUUAUCAUGUCAAUCGUACGACAAUCGAUCGAAUUAAGAGAAACGGAACAAGUUGAAAGAAAAGAUUUUAUGCAGCUUAUGAUUCAGCUCAAAAAUCAGGGAUUUGUUUCUGUAGAUAAAGAUGAAGAUAUAAAUGAAGAACGAUCUAAAAGUUCAGAUAAGACAAAAUUGACGUUUAAUGAAAUUGCUGGAAAUACUUUUAUAUUUUUUGCUGCUGGCUUCGAGACCUCAAGUUCAACAUCCAAUCUGUGUUUAUUCGAAUUGAGUAGACAUCCUGAAAUUCAAAAGAAAGUUCAAGAUGAAAUUGAUCAAGCUAUGAGGAAUGCAAACUCUUCAGAAAUUACUUAUGAUAUGCUUCAAGAGUUGAAAUACUUAGACAUGUGCAUUAAUGAGACUCUUAGAAAAUAUCCAGUUAUUACAGUCAUACUUAGAAACUGUACAAAAGAUCAUAAAUUUAGUGGAACUGAAUUCACUGUAAAGAAAGGAACUAAUUUAUUUAUACCAAUACAAGGAUUACAUCGUGAUCCAAAGAUUUAUGAGAAUCCAAUGGCUUUCAAUCCUGAAAGAUUUAAGGAUUCGUCAACUGGAUUAGGAAAAUCUAAAGGAGCCUUCUAUAUACCUUUUGGAGAUGGACCAAGAAUCUGCAUUGGAGCUCGAAUGGGAAAACUGCAAACAAAACUUGGUCUGGCAAUGAUUCUUUCAAAAUUUACAUUUGAAUUAGUCGACCAAAACUUGAUUCAUAAUGAGUUUGAAGUUGACCCAAAAAUGUUUGUCAUGAAACCAAGAGAAAGCAUUAAGAUGAAGGCGAUACCUCGUUAA